This is a messenger RNA of Trichoderma gamsii, 1632 nucleotides long. Its product is annotated as fungal specific transcription factor domain-containing protein. Gene Ontology annotation, cellular component: nucleus. The coding region runs from base 1 to 1632 and encodes 543 amino acids. The transcript has 4 exons. Gene Ontology annotation, molecular function: DNA-binding transcription factor activity, RNA polymerase II-specific; RNA polymerase II cis-regulatory region sequence-specific DNA binding; zinc ion binding. Gene Ontology annotation, biological process: DNA-templated transcription; positive regulation of transcription from RNA polymerase II promoter by galactose. NCBI's taxonomy places the organism in Eukaryota, Fungi, Ascomycota, Sordariomycetes, Hypocreales, Hypocreaceae. The record is from RefSeq and is a predicted model, not a curated record.
AUGACUUCAUUGGAAAGGCCGCCAGCAUCAGGAGAUUUUGAAUGGGAUGAAAGAAAUGACCAGCCCGGCGGACAUAAGUUUAUUGAUGGGAUGGCAAGUUUGACCAGCGACACAGAUGGCAGUGGUUACCUUGGCGUUGCUUCGGGAGCUGCACUAUUGCGCAUCACCGUAGGCCACAAUGGCCAUCGUUCUGGGACAUCAAGCCCAAGAGCAUCCACAGUUCCAUUCGCCAUGACCUCCCUAUCUGCUUUGGACGGCUAUAUCGACGAUUACUUUGCACUCUACCAUCGCUCAUACCCCAUAAUACACGAGGCUACAUUUCGAGCUCAGUUCAUGGAGAUUAUACCGCGGCCCAGCGGAAAUGCUUGGCAAGUCUUGCUAUAUGUUGUGGCUGCUCUAGGAGCAUGGUCUACUGCGACGCAGCGGACGGAUGCCCACACGGCACUGUUUGAGGCAGCAAAAGCAAGAUUCUCAUUCGACUUAUUGGAAACAGGCAAUCUGGUUCUAGUUCAGGCUUUGACACUAAUGGCGAACUAUGCACAAAUGGGAAACAAGCCAAACUCGAGUUAUAAUUACUACGGGUUGGCACGACGUAACGCUAUGGGAAUUGGCCUUCAUAAGGAACUCUCGGCCUGGCGACUCAAACCACUGGUUAUAGAAAUGAGGCGUAGAGUUUGGUGGUGUCUGUAUGCAUUUGAUGUGGGAAGCAUCAUAACUUUCUCCAGGCCGUUCGAUUUUCCACAAAGCGGGGUCGACGUCGAGCUUCCAAUAAAUGUUCACGAUGCCGAUCUCACAACGGCUACAACACAAAGACCACCUCCAGCAGAUACCACUACGCUAUACUCACACCUGACAGCUCAAUGCUCUUUUCAUAUGGCUACUUACAAUAUAUACGAGCGAAUGAUAUCAGAUUCUUUUCCAUCAGCAAAGGAAAUGGUUGAGCUGGAUGAUACAUCAAUUGAAUCGUGGCUAGGUUCACUACCCCAUUACUUUCAGCCGUCCGCCACCCAACCGCCCAGAUAUGCCUUCAGCCAUGCAACGCUUCAAUGGCGGUAUCGUAACUUGCGCAUACUGGCGUACCGUCCAUUUCUUCUCAAACGAGCCAUGUCAGGUUCGGAGUGGGUACAAGACCAAGAUGGCUCAGAAGACCUAGCCAAUAUUGACAUCGCGUUUCAACGCUGCCUAGAUGCAGCAAGCGAGUCGAUCGAACUCAUCUCCAGAUUCUGGUUCAACAAUUCCCAGACCAUGAUGGUUUCCUGGUAUGGGUUGUACUUUUUGUUUCAAGCUGUCCUUAUUCCCAUCGUUUGUUUGCGUAAUAAUCCGCAAUCAGAUCUGGCUGGAGCAUGGCGUGACCAGGUUCAUGAAUCCACAAGGAUUUUAGAAUCCAUGAUGCGGCUGAAUCCUACAGCGAGUCGCUGUCUUCGUAUCGUAACAUCUUUGGCCCAGCCAUAUAUCUCAAAUGAAGAAGAAAUAAACGGGCCGACACAAGAGUCAUGGCAAGAUCAAUUGACCAGUCUAUAUCCGAUGAUGUGGCCAGAACUUGGAUCGGAUUUUGCCCCAUCUGAUCAUAUUAACGAAUUGCAAGAAUCAACUAUCACGGAUUUUAUGAAUCGAAUGUCCGCGUAUGAAUAG